AUGUGGCCUGGUUGGUGCAAAAUCUCCCAUAUGAUUGUCUUUGGCGACAGCUAUACUGCCACUGGCUUCAACGUAUCUGGUGCUCAACCUUGUGUUGACAAUCCGCUGGGAAACCCUCCAUUCCCGGGCCAUACAUCCUCCAAUGGCCCCAAUUGGGUUGACUACCUGACCUUGGACUACAAUGCUACCUACCUGCAAACUGUGAACCUGGCCUAUGGAGGUGCCACUGUCGACUCUGCUUUAGUCACACCCUACCUGCCCACAGUGUUGUCUGUAAAGCAACAGAUCCAGGACGAGUAUCAGAAGACGUACGCAAACCAUCCAGCGACUUUCGCAUGGAAGGCAAAAAACACAUUGUUCGCCAUCUGGAUAGGCAUUAACGACGUCGGAAAUGCCUAUGCUUGGUCCAAUAGUUCACAAGUCUAUCCAAAGAUCUGGUCGACUUACAGCUCGCUCGUAGAAGAGCUAUACACUUCUGGCGCCAGGAACUUCUUAUUCAUCAACGUCCCUCCCGUCAAUCGGUCGCCAUUGACUAUGGCCCAGCCGUACCAGUCGCAAACUCAAGAGCGAAAGGACAUCGAAGCCUGGAAUGCAAACCUCACGACCAUGGUCAAUGAUCUGCAUAAGAAGCACAAAGAUACCACUGUCUUCCCAUUCGAUGCGUACAAGCUUUUCGGCCAAGUUCUAGACGACCCGUGUUCGUUCGACAAGACUUAUCCUUACAAAAACACCACAAGUUAUUGCGAAGCAUAUGCGAAUGGAACACCUGACUGGUACACAUACAAUGCCACUUGCGGAAUCAGCGUCGACCAGUACUUCUGGUUGAACAGUCUACAUCCCACAUUCAGAAUGCACGAUCUGCUUGCGCAGCAAAUUGGCGACGUCUUGAACAAUUCUGGUAAAUGGAGUAGCUAG
Molecule: messenger RNA, 915 nt
Organism: Pseudocercospora fijiensis CIRAD86
Lineage: Eukaryota; Fungi; Ascomycota; Dothideomycetes; Mycosphaerellales; Mycosphaerellaceae
Product: carbohydrate esterase family 16 protein
Exons: 3
Coding region: 1-915 (304 amino acids)
Molecular function (GO): hydrolase activity, acting on ester bonds
Source: RefSeq, a predicted model, not a curated record